Messenger RNA from Apiotrichum porosum, 1587 nucleotides. RefSeq lists its product as uncharacterized. Gene Ontology annotation, molecular function: transmembrane transporter activity. The coding region runs from base 1 to 1587 and encodes 528 amino acids. Lineage: Eukaryota; Fungi; Basidiomycota; Tremellomycetes; Trichosporonales; Trichosporonaceae. Gene Ontology annotation, biological process: transmembrane transport. Gene Ontology annotation, cellular component: membrane. The transcript has 5 exons. The record is from RefSeq and is a predicted model, not a curated record.
AUGGAGGACGAGAAGAAGACUGGUGUCGAGCACCUCGAGGCGAAGGAGACCCACCUCUCCGACAUCGAGGCCGGCACCCACGGCGCGACAAAGUACAAGGCCAACACCCAGAUGGACGACGCCGCGCGUCUGCUCGCCGAGGCCGGCCACGUCGAGUACAGCCUGGACGAGAUGAAGCACGUCCUCCGCCGCAUCGACUUUUACGUCUGUCUGCCCAUGUGCAUUACCUACUUGAUCCAACAGAUGGACAAGUCCUCUGUCAGUUACGCGGCGGUGUUUGAGCUGCAGAAGGAGACUGGCCUGCACGGCUCCCAGUACUCGUGGCUGUCCUCGGUGGUCUACUGCGCGCAGCUCGUCUGCCAGCCGAUUUCUGCCUACGCCCUGAUCGUCUUCCCCGUCAAGUACUGGGUCAUUUUCAACAUGACUGCCUGGUCGAUCUGCACCAUCUGCACCACUGCUGCCCACAACUUCGCCACCUUGCUCGUCUGCCGCAUGCUCCUCGGCGCCUUCGAGGCCACCAUCAUGCCCUCUUUCGUCCUCAUCACCCAGAUGUGGUGGCUCCGUCGCGAGCAGUCGUACCGCACUGUCGCUUACCAGAUCGCCAACUCGUUUGCCGCCAUCAUCGGUCCUCUCAUGUCGUACGGUAUCGGCAAGGCCGUCCAGAACUCGGGCACCAUCAAGGAGUACCAGGGUAUCUUCCUCUUCAUCGGCAGCGUGUCGCUCGCCAUGGUCCCCGUCGUCUACUGGCUCCUCCCCAACUCGCCCACUACCGCCAAGUUCCUCCGCAACGGAAACGACCGUCUCAUUGCCAUUGACCGUCUUCGCGAGAACAACACUGGUACCAAGACCUCCACGUUCAAGUGGGACCAGUUCUGGGAGACGCUGCGUGACCCCAAGACAUACAUGUGGAUGGGUUUCGGUUUCUCGACCUUCAACACCAUUCUUAUGCAGAUCCCCACUGGCUUCAUUGGAAUCUUCGGCCUCCUCUUCUCCAUCUGGCUCACCAACCGCAUCAAGAUGCGCUGGCCCAUCAUUGCCGUCAUCGUUCUCUUCCCUAUUGCCGGUGCCGUCGCCCUCACCCAGGUCAACCACAGCAAGCCCGGAGAGCUCAUGGCCUGUUACUACGUUGCCUACUUCUUCACCAUCAUCCAGCCCCUCCUCAUUUCGUGGUCGAACCUGAACGCUGCCGGUACCACCAAGCGUGUUGUCACCACUGCCAUGAUGUUCGGUGCCCUCACCAUCGGCAACAUUGUCGGUCCUCAGGUCUACCUUGCCGUCGAGGCUCCCUACUACCACACCGGUCUCUACGUCGACAUUGGCUGUUGGUGCGUCGAGUUCAUCCUCGUCGUCACCAUGGGCUUCCACCUCCGACGCCUGAACCGCAAGCAGGAGGCGCGCCGUGUCGCCAUGGGUCUCCCCGCCGACAUCAAGGACAUCUCCCUCAUGUCGCACAACGAGGCUGAGGCCUACAAGGUUGAGCUUGCCGCCCUGCUCGCCAACGCCGGCUUUGACCAGAACCACUUCAACGAGCUCGCGUACGAUGACCUGACCGACUUCAACAACCCCUGGUUCAUGUACGUCCAGUAG